UUCCUCAGUCCUCGCACUCCCCACAUUCCCCUUCUCUCAGUCUCCACCACUUCACCCUCCCCUCCCCCGCAAGCAUACACCUCAGGGAAGCGCAAAUCCAUGGAGUUCUACGUUGACGAGAAGUGGAAGUUCUCCAAGAAGAGCCGGAACAACGGCAGCUGCAGGCGCGUCUCCAGCGGCGGCGGCGGCGGCGGCGACCCGUUCCUCAAGAGGUCGGCCAGCACAAGGGACCAGGUGAUCGGCCGGCGGGCGAGCGCCGCCGCGUCCGCCCCAGCGAGCGGGUGCGCGGCGCCUUCGUUCUCGAGCCGCUGCGCUGGGCUGGUGAAGGAGCAGCGGGCGCGCUUCUACAUCAUGCGCCGGUGCGUCACCAUGCUCGUCUGCUGGAAGGACUGCUCGUAGCCAUGGCCUCCCGCCGCCGCCGCGCUCAAGAUCUCCCGCCCCCGCCCGCCGUUUCUCCCCCGGUUUAGCCACAGUACAGAAGCAAGAGAUCGAGGAUGUCGAGUAGGCGGCUAAUUGGGUGAUGUAUGUACAGAUCAGCCUCUUGCUAGGAGUCUUGUUUUUCCUUCCUUUUUUUUCGUCCCAUCUCUGGGAUGGUUCUUGGAGAAACUACUAGUGCUUGAUUAGUUAGUGAUUAGUAGCAGAGUAGUUAGUGCUGCAACCUUAGAGGAGGUGGUGCUGUGGGCAAGUUUUGGGAUCACCUUCUGAAGGAGAUGGGGGAUCUUGUUGUUGUUACAGCUGCUGCUGCAGAGCAGAGCAGAGGCUAGCUAGGAGAAAUCUGAGACAGGGCUGGGCUAGCUAGGCCUAGCUGAAAUCUAGUGGAUCUUCUUCUUCUACUAUUGUACUGCCAGUGCAAGGCUGGAAAGUUGUGACUACUCUAUGAUGUAUAGGUAAAGAAAUGAGACGCAACAACAUUCUGUGCUCC
Triticum dicoccoides is the source of this 922-nucleotide messenger RNA. RefSeq lists its product as uncharacterized. NCBI's taxonomy places the organism in Eukaryota, Viridiplantae, Streptophyta, Magnoliopsida, Poales, Poaceae. The coding region runs from base 100 to 399 and encodes 99 amino acids. The transcript has a single exon. The record is from RefSeq and is a predicted model, not a curated record. Gene Ontology annotation, biological process: negative regulation of cell population proliferation.